UGGGACCCUUUAAAUUGAUCCUAAAACCAAAAUAAAAAUAAAAAUAUUGGGCCUAGAACAUUUUACCAAAUUUGGGGGCCUUAUUUUUUAGCCAAAAUUUUGGGGCCUAAGGCACAGGCCUUACUGGCCUUAGGCCAGGGCCGGCCCCAAUCCUUCCACCUGAGUGCAUCGACCUCCACUCAUCAUCACACUCAGACCUCCCUUGUCAACUAAGUGGUCCUCUACCUGAGCAUGCUUCUCCGUUGAUCCUUUCUCCAUUGGCCAGUUGUUGUAACUCUUACAACAACCUUGGUUGGGAGGAAGCCCUAGGGACCCUUCAGAGCUAGUGUUGCAGUCAUUGGGGUGUCCAAGCACUGUUGUGGGUACCUCAUGCAAGUGCUGAGUAUUUGUCGAGGCACUUGUCUCACUCCACCUAUACACCUGUCAAAACAAGACAAUGAUAUAGGUCUAGCUUGGCAGAGUAGCCACCUGUUCUUCUCACUCAGGCACAUGCCCUUGGCACACCAUGGUAAACUGGCCUCUAUGGCCUAACCCCUUUAUAAAUAGUGAGCCUCCUCUACCUUAGUCUCCAAGCAAUCAACCCCUUUGGCUUAGAGAUUUUGGUUCUCCAACACCAGGCCUAUAUUGUUGCCUUUCUCUCUCUCAAGACCACCUCAAUUAUCACCUAGCCCACCUCCAAUUGUCCAGUGUCAUCUCAAUGCCCAUCAUACGGCAUAAGGCUUCUUCGAGUAGCCACCCACCAUCUACCAUCAACAUCCUUGAGAGAUGUCGAUAUGAUCUUUUCCUUGUUUUUUUUCCUCCAUUUUUAGUGGGGAUGGGAUGCCAGGAUUGGGGUAGUGAUUUAAUGCAAGUUGAAGUUACUGAAAGAGAUCAAUGCUUGUUAAGUUGAGUGGCGAAAGACAUGUUGGCAUGGUUCUAAACCCUAACUUUCUCCCUCCCUGCCCCCAAAAUAGAGACACUUACGAGUGUAGUAGAACUCUUUCAAAGCGAGGGCUGUUAACAUUUAUUUCUUCUUUUCUUAUAUCAGAGUUCUUGUGGAACAACUGGAAAGGGUGAAUGUGGCUCAGAUGGAAACCAAUGCCAAGAUUGCAUUUUGGAUCAACACGUACAAUUCUCUUGUCAUGCAUGCAUAUUUAGCAUACGGUAUAACCCAUGGCUUUUUGAGAAGGUUAGCUUUGUUUCACAAGGCUGCUUACAGCAUCAAUGGCCACAUUGUGAGUGCAAAUACCAUGGAGGAGUCAAUAUUCUGCUUCUGUACACCUCGAGUUGGACGGUGGUUUGAGAUCAUCCUGUCAACUGCCAUGAGGAAAAGAUUCGGAGAAGAAAGACAAGUCAUCAGCUCGAAAUUUAGUUUUCCAAAUUCGCCAUCCCUUGUUUGCUUCGCUCUUUGCACUGGAGCUUUCUCUGAUCCUGUGCUAAAAGUCUACACAGCAUCAAAUGUUAGAGAGGAACUCGAAGCAGCAAAAAGGGAUUUUCUUCAAGCAAAUGUUGUUGUUAAGAAGUCAAAGAAAGUGUUUCUUCCAAAGUUGCUUGAAAGAUUUGCAAAGGAAGCCUCUAUCGCCUCGGAUGAUCUUAUCAAUUGGGUUGCUGAAAAUGUUGAUAAGAAGCUUCAUGAUUUGAUACAGAAAUGCAUCGAUUGCAGAACGUACAGAAAGGCGUCGCAGGUCAUAGAGUGGUUACCUUACAAUAUGAGGUUCAGGUAUGUGUUUUCUAAGGAUUUGACUGAGAAUCCAUGGUGGGUAUAACUUUUUUUUCUUCUCAAUUCUUGGGAUGAAAUUUACCUUGUCAUUUGCCCUUACUGUUGCUUGACUAAAUGAGCUAAAAAUUCAUGUCCAUAUACUUCAAAGUGCAAGUGAUUUACUCAUUGUACAUUUGAUUGUUUAGAUCA
Molecule: messenger RNA, 1888 nt
Organism: Camellia sinensis
Lineage: Eukaryota; Viridiplantae; Streptophyta; Magnoliopsida; Ericales; Theaceae
Source: RefSeq, a predicted model, not a curated record